Molecule: messenger RNA, 168 nt
Organism: Alternaria burnsii
Lineage: Eukaryota; Fungi; Ascomycota; Dothideomycetes; Pleosporales; Pleosporaceae
Exons: 1
Coding region: 1-168 (55 amino acids)
Source: RefSeq, a predicted model, not a curated record
AUGUGUCCGACCUUCCCACCUCAUCUACUCUCAUACAUGCAGGUCGGAGAACGAUACAGGCGCGUUCAGGCCAAGGGUGCAGUCAUAAACAUGCCCCAAGCGCAUCUGACGCGAUCGAGAAGCGAAGAGAUAGCAGAGCGAUUAAGUUGGAAUGUAUUCGCAUUCUGA